UUUACAUUUUGUAUUUAUAUGUUUGAUUGAAAUAAAAUAUUGUAUCUUAUUAUACCAAGAAUCACGUAUAAUAAUAGUAAGAUGUAGCACCAUAUGAAUGUCUUUUGUGCUAUAGAUACGAGAUAAUAAUUAUACGCAUGCAUAGACAAGCAUACGAAAUUUAACACGGAAACUAAAUUAUGAUCAUGUAGGUACACCAUAUAACGUAAUUGCAUAUUUCAAUGCUAUUUUACCAGAUAGUUUAAAAUAUGCAACUGUUUUGAAUAGACGAGUUUAAAUCAAAACUGGAGUUUAGUUAGAGCGAACAAAAUAUGGUUUCUGUCAGUUUAACAACUUUUUUAACAUUAACAAUAUUGUAUAACUUGUUUUUAUUUGUAUCAUUAGAUUGUUCGGGAGGUGUAGAUAGAUGUGAAUGGGUUCCAUGGCGUGCAUGGUCAGAUUGUAGCAGAUCAUGCGCAGGGGGGACCCGGAAGCGAGACCGGUAUUUUUGUUGUAAGGCCGGACUCGAAAUAAGACCAUGUAUGACUGACUGUAAUAUGGACUAUGAUUAUCACAGUCAGUUCUUUGACGAAAGCGAGAGUUGUAAUACAUACUGUUAUAACGGUGGAACUUACAGAAAUGGAUAUUGUUCUUGCACAAGCAGAUACAAAGGACAAUGUUGUAAAGAUGUUGUAACAUGUGGACAACCUAGCUCAAUAUCAAACGGCUCUUUCUCAACGAGUGACAAGAGUUACACAUACAAUGCAAGAGUUACCUAUAAAUGUAACUCGGGUUACGGGUUGAAAGGAAAUAAUCAAAGAACCUGCACUACAAAUGGGUACUGGAGUGGGAGUUCUCCAACUUGUCUGUAUGCUGUUUCUUGCAACAGCGGCCCUUGUCAAAAUGGAGCAAAUUGUACCAAUCUAUUAGGGGGAUACACAUGCACGUGCACAAAAGGGUGGAUCGGAAAAAACUGUGACAUUGAUAUUCAGCCCCCAGUCGUGAAGGGAUGUCCUGAAGAUAGGAUGAUAAUUACAGAAAACAUGACAAGCUUACAAACGUGGGACGAGCCCGUGUUUGAGGAUCCUCAUGGUACAUCUGUUCAUGUCACGAAUAACUACCCAACAAAUUCGCACGAGUUUCCAUGGGGGGAGUUUUACAUACAUUUUACAGCAGUGAAACCGUCAAAUGGUUUUCGGACUGAAUGUAAAUUCAAAAUUUCAGUCAAACCGCAUCCAUGUCAGGAUAUGGAGCCACCAGCUAACGGGAGUGUUGUGUGUAACAACUGGAGAACAGAUUAUACGAAAGCAUGCAUCUUUGCUUGUAAAGCUGACUACACUCUGCCUAUAGGAACCAAACCGGACCAUUUCUAUAUUUGCGGAGCAACCGGAAAAUGGCUCCCCUCGACACCCGUCGGAAAAUGUUAUUCGAAAAAAGUGUUUGCGAGUAACAACAUCUUUACAUUUUCAAACUGUACUGAACAGGGAGACAAAGAUGCCAUAGGAAAAUUCUACAUUGAUCUUCUCAAGGAAUCUGGAUUUAAUUCAUUAUGUGAGAACUAUCCGGAUGAUUGCAAAUCUGAAAACGUUUCCAUCAAAUGUUAACAACUGUACAUAUUUAACAACCGAUUAUUGUGUCGCGAUACUAAUUAUAAGCAUACACACUUUCAAAACUUGAAAAAUCCCAAAUAAAAUGGAUUUAUGAGACAUUAACAAUCUAACUCGACCAAGAGUUUUAAAUAUAUGGGAUAAUAACAAGGGUAAUUUGUGAAGCUGUUUUUUGAUGAUUCUUGAUUCGUAUACAAAGGUACCCCGCUCACAGACAUAUUGAUCUAUGUGACAUGUGUAAAUGGUUUUGAAGUCAUUUCACGCUAUUUGAUUUGAAAAACAACAACAAAAAAGAAAAGAAGGGUACAGUGUGUGUUUUGUACUACAUUUUAAGUCUUCGAAACUGACUUUUUUGUUAUUACACGUACUUGUUGUUAUUACUUUCAAGUUAAUGCAUUUUUAUAACUUUAUAUCGACAUUUCAUUAUAAGUUUGUUAAAACAAUGAACAUUUUAAUCAUUGCAAUUAAUGUAGGUAAAACAGAAAAAAGUUCCAUUUGAGCGACAAAGCUACCUUAUUAUAAAUCAUGACAAUAUUCAGUGUUAGCGCUUGAGUUUAAACUAUUAGUUUUUACACAAUAUGUCACGUUACGUAUUUUGCAAUGAUAUGUACAUCUGGCUCCUCCUCCAAAACGUCAGUCAGCAUCAUUCACUUGUAUCAUAGUUUGGAGACCUUUCUGUUGAAAAUGUGUCAGAGUUAAAUCGUAUACAUAUACAUGCACAGUGCGUUAACUGGAGUGCGGGUAUUAGUUACCGGCACUCCA
This is a messenger RNA of Ruditapes philippinarum (Manila clam), 2348 nucleotides long. Its product is annotated as sushi, von Willebrand factor type A, EGF and pentraxin domain-containing protein 1-like. Gene Ontology annotation, molecular function: calcium ion binding. Bases 312 to 1583 code for a protein of 423 amino acids. NCBI's taxonomy places the organism in Eukaryota, Metazoa, Mollusca, Bivalvia, Venerida, Veneridae. The record is from RefSeq and is a predicted model, not a curated record. The transcript has 6 exons.